GAGGACUGUGAAAGAAGAAGAAUGGAGUGUUUAGAUGAAAUGUCCAAUCUUGAAAAGCAAUUUACAGACCUUAAAGAUCAACUUUACAAAGAAAGAUUAAGCCAAGUGGAUGCAAAACUACAAGAGGUCAUAGCUGGAAAAGCACCCGAGUACUUAGAACCAUUGGCAGCUUUACAAGAAAAUAUGCAAAUCCGAACAAAGGUGGCAGGUAUCUAUAGAGAGCUUUGUCUGGAAUCUGUGAAGAACAAGUACGAAUGUGAAAUUCAAGCGUCUCGACAGCACUGUGAGAGUGAAAAGCUUCUACUGUAUGAUACUGUACAAAGUGAACUGGAGGAGAAGAUUAGAAGACUUGAAGAAGACAGGCAUAGCAUUGACAUUACCUCAGAGUUAUGGAAUGAUGAACUGCAGUCCAGGAAGAAAAGGAAGGAUCCAUUCAGUCCAGACAAAAAGAAACCUGUUGUUGUGUCAGGCCCCUAUAUAGUUUAUAUGUUACAAGACCUUGAUAUACUUGAAGACUGGACAACAAUAAGGAAGGCAAUGGCUACACUGGGGCCACACAGAGUAAAACCAGAACCACCUGUCAAAUUAGAAAAGCAUCUACACAGUGCUAGGUCUGAAGAAGGAAGACUCUAUUAUGAUGGAGAGUGGUAUGGACGUGGACAGACGAUAUGCAUUGAUAAGAAAGAUGAAUGUCCUACAAGGAACUUUAUGGAAGCACUAAUCUGCACUGAUGUUCAUAAAGCAAGCUUAAUGCUGUCAAGAAUGCCUGUGCUCUAG
Molecule: messenger RNA, 777 nt
Organism: Struthio camelus australis
Lineage: Eukaryota; Metazoa; Chordata; Aves; Struthioniformes; Struthionidae
Source: RefSeq, a predicted model, not a curated record